Molecule: messenger RNA, 1753 nt
Organism: Thunnus maccoyii (southern bluefin tuna)
Lineage: Eukaryota; Metazoa; Chordata; Actinopteri; Scombriformes; Scombridae
Gene: faslg
Product: Fas ligand (TNF superfamily, member 6)
Exons: 4
Coding region: 474-1277 (267 amino acids)
Biological process (GO): positive regulation of canonical NF-kappaB signal transduction; extrinsic apoptotic signaling pathway via death domain receptors; immune response
Cellular component (GO): membrane
Molecular function (GO): tumor necrosis factor receptor binding
Source: RefSeq, a predicted model, not a curated record
UCAAAAUUGUACUUAGGUACAGUACUUGAGUAAAUGUACUUACUUACUUUCCACCACUUUGCUAACAUUUUAGAUGUAUACAGUGAAAAGAAAGUGGAACUGGUAAUCACUUACAAGAACCAAACUGUGAUAAAGUUUAAUAAAGUUUUGUAGUUGUAAAUAAAUACUGUUUAACAAGUAAUUACAGAUAAAUACUUUACAGCAAUGCAGACCAGAGGAGAGUAAUAUUGUAGAUGUAUGGACAGAUACAAGUAAAUGGAUGGGUUGAUAUAGUUUCUUGGGUUGUGUGAGUUUAUGAAAACUACGUUGCACUUGUCUGCAGUCCAUGCUAUGUGGGAGGGGCCGUGGGAGGUGAAUAUCUUGACAGCUGAUGCUUGGUUUUUAAGACAGAGGUGCUCAGACAAAAGUACACACCUCCUGUAUGCAGAGGCAGUAGAUGCACACACAGUUUCUCUCACGGUAGGACCUACAACAUGAUGGGUGACCAGAGCUAUCCAUUCCCACAGGUGUUUCUUGUGGAUGGAGGUGGAGGUCAACAGAACUCUGGCCAGCUUCCAAAUCUUGUGCCCUGCUGGUCCUUUCCACCUGCCCAGGGCAGAAUGCGGAGCCGUGGGAAGAGUCGGGGAUGCAUGGGGGUCAGUCCUGGUCUGGCCAUGGUUGUGUUGUUCCUGUUCCUGCUUGUGUUUGCAGCUCUGGGGUUCGAAACCUACCAGAUUUACAAAAUAAAGGCAGAAAUGAAAGAGAUGAAAAAGGUUGAACGUGAGCCAGAGAUUAAUACACCUGCAAAGCAAAUUGGUCUCUAUAAACCUGCGUCGAACGGAGAAAACAUAGACAAGAGAGCUGCGGCACAUGUGAUAGGGCGGAUUGAAAAAAAUGGAUUCCAUAAAACCUUGCGAUGGGAGCCGAGGGUCGGUCGGGCGUUCACAGCUGGAGGAGUGACGUACCGGAUUGAAGAUGGAGCCCUGCAGGUCAAUGAGAGCGGACUCUACCACAUUUACUCACGAGUGGAGUUAAUCUUUAAGCAGUGUUUACCUACAACUGGGUUUGAUCACACUGUGUUUGUGAGGAGAGUAGGACACCCCUCACCUCUGACCCUGAUGGACGCCCACAGAGCAGGUUUCUGCAACCAGCUGCCGGGGUACCCAUGGACCACCGAGAGUUACCUCGGCUCCACCCUGCAGCUGCAGAAAUACGACAGAGUUUUAGUAAAUGUGUCGCAACCCUCUCAUCUUAGUCCUGCACAUUAUGCCAACUUCUUUGGUCUCUACAAGAUCUAAAGAGGACAGGUUGAUGGGCUUUGUGGUUUUUUUUAUGUUGCUCAAUCUCUUAAGUAAUUUUAUCCCAAUGAAAGAAUGUAAACUGCUCAGAAUGUCUCAAGCGGGAGUACUAUUUACUCAUCACUUUACUCAAAUGAUUCCUACUCUGUGAUACCUAUGAAGUACAAUAACUGCACUGAACAGUGUAAUAUUCUGUAAUGUUAAAACCCAGAGAAAAUAUGUUGCACAUUCUGUUUAUUGCCGCCAGCUUUACAAUGGGUGAUGAAAUGAUAUGAAACAAAUAUUGUGCCUUUUAUCAUUAUCGAUGUAGAAACAAUCUGUUAACACUAAGGUGCUGAUUUAGUUGUAGCAUUUUUAAAAAAAAAUAUUUAUUUCAGUGUGGAUCGACACUGUUGAUGUCUAAGUGUGUGCUUAUGAAACAGAAAGUAUUUUAAUGGCGGGUGUUUUGAAGCUAAUAAAGACGUAAUUUAACUUAA